Messenger RNA from Rana temporaria (common frog), 4326 nucleotides. RefSeq names its product polypeptide N-acetylgalactosaminyltransferase 6 (gene GALNT6). The coding region runs from base 460 to 2328 and encodes 622 amino acids. Gene Ontology annotation, cellular component: Golgi apparatus. The transcript has 11 exons. NCBI's taxonomy places the organism in Eukaryota, Metazoa, Chordata, Amphibia, Anura, Ranidae. The record is from RefSeq and is a predicted model, not a curated record.
UGCUGUUCAUUGAGGAGUGUGCACCUCCUUCAUCACCGAUCACUGUGCACCUCCUUCAUCACCGAUCACCGAGGAGUGUGUAGUGCACCUCCUUCAUCACUGAUCACCGAGGAGUGUGUAGUGCACCUCCUUCAUCACUGAUCGCUGUGCACCUCCUUCCCCAGUGAUCGCUGUACAUUUCCUGAAUCAGUCGUCUCCGCUCAGUGACAGCACAAGUGUGCCUGUGUCCUCCUGAUCACAGAGCCGUCCGAUCUCCGAUCACAGAGCCGUCCGAUCUCCGAUCGCAGAGCCGUCCGAUCUCCGAUCACAGAGCCGUCCGAUCUCCGAUCGCAGAGCCAUCCGAUCUCCGAUCACACAGAUAUAAGGUCUGUGAUGAAUAUAUAAUCUACAAAUGGAGUAAUCAAGUGGCUACCUCAUCAUCGUGUUCUGACCCUAGAAGGAUUUUAAAUUUAAGUAAAAAUGAGGCUCUUAAGGAGACACACUGGACCUCUUAAAUUGGCUAUGGUGGGUGUUGUCUUUGUAAUAUUCGUCUUUAUAAUGCACAAAGAUGUUGGCAAUGGCGGCAAAGAUGAGCCCUGGUUAAAGAACAUUGUGGAGAGGAAAGAUCAGAUGUUGGAUAUGAUGAUGGGGGCAGUGAAUAAUAUAAGGGACUCCAUGCCAAAGCUUCAGAUCAAUGCCCCGAUGCAGCAAGAGGAACCAGAACUCAAAGCAAAGUCUUGCUUGGCCGGAUAUUACACACCAGGAGAACUCAAACCGUUCAUGGAAAGACCACCAGAAGAUCCAAACAGCCCUGGUGCUGAUGGAAAAGCAUUUAAAAAGGAAAAGUGGACAGCAGAGGAGACAAAGCAGAAGGAUGACGGAUUUACCAAGCAUUGCUUCAAUGCCUAUGCCAGUGAGAAGAUCUCCCUCCACAGGGCUUUGGGACCUGACACAAGACCUCCAGAGUGUAUUGAACAGAAAUUCAAGCGAUGCCCUGCACUCCCUACCACCAGUGUGAUUAUUGUAUUCCAUAAUGAAGCCUGGUCAACUCUCCUCCGGACAGUGUACAGUGUUUUGCAUACAUCCCCUGCAAUCCUGCUAAAAGAAAUCAUUCUUGUGGAUGAUGCUAGUGCAGACGAUUACCUAAAGGAGGAGUUGGACAACUAUGUGAAGUCUCUGCAGAUAGUAAGAGUCGUACGACAGCCGGAGAGAAAGGGUUUAAUCACUGCCAGGUUGCUAGGUGCCAGUGUUGCUACAGGCGAGGUGCUGACCUUCCUGGAUGCCCAUUGUGAAUGUUUCCAUGGUUGGCUGGAGCCUCUCUUAUCCAGAAUUGCUGAAGAUUAUACAGCUGUUGUGAGCCCAGAUAUCACAACUAUUGAUCUGAACACUUUUGAAUUUUCCAAGCCAGUGCAAUACGGCAAGCACCACAGCCGUGGUAACUUUGAUUGGAGUUUAACAUUUGGUUGGGAGUCUAUCCCAGGCCAUGAGAAGGAAAGGAGAAAGGAUGAAACCUACCCCAUUAAGUCCCCAACACAUGCUGGAGGUCUCUUCUCAAUCUCUAAGGCUUUCUUUGAGCACAUAGGAUCAUAUGAUGAUCAAAUGGAAAUCUGGGGAGGAGAAAACGUGGAAAUGUCUUUUAGGGUCUGGCUGUGUGGAGGUCAGUUGGAGAUCCUACCUUGCUCUGUAGUGGGCCACGUGUUUCGUACAAAGAGCCCACACACCUUCCCCAAAGGAACACAGGUGAUCACUAGAAAUCAGGUACGCCUUGCGGAGGUCUGGAUGGAUGAUUACAAGGAGAUCUACUACCGGAGAAACCAACAAGCUGCAAAAAUGGCUAAAGAGAAGAACUUUGGAGACAUUUCUCCUCGGCUAAAGCUCAAACAUGAUUUGCAUUGUAAGAAUUUUUCAUGGUUCCUCGACAAUAUCUACCCAGAGAUGUUCAUACCAGACCUCUCACCAACUUAUUUUGGUGCGAUUAAAAAUGAAGGAUCCCAGAAUUGCCUUGAUGUUGGGGAAAAUAACCAUGGAGGAAAACCACUCAUCAUGUACCCCUGUCAUGGAAUGGGAGGAAAUCAGUACUUUGAAUAUACUACGCAGAAAGAACUGCGACAUAAUAUUGGGAAGCAGCUGUGCUUGCGCUCCAAAUACAGUCCAGGACCAGUGGAGCUUGGAGAGUGUCAGUACAAAGGAAAAGGGACCACUGUUCCAGGAAACGAGGAGUGGGAAUUGACGAAGGAUCGUUUACUAAAAAACACUGGCUCUCAACUGUGUCUAUGCUCCCGGGGAGAACAUCCAUCCACUAACCACUGUAAUCCUGGAGAUGUACACCAGCGCUGGGGUUUUAGCUAAUUCACAUCAUGCUCAGUGACUGCUACAUGAGGGCUUAAUCUCUGCAGUGCCUUCUUAUCCCCUGGAUACAAAUGAGGAAAGUGCUCAUAUCUUACCACUGGGCAAGAAGCCUUUAAAACAUGUUGUCCUUUUUUAAAAAUGUUUACAAUUUAGAUCAGUGCCUUGAAAGAAGUGAAAAUAACCAAAUGAACACCUUUUCCUUUAAAAUGAGCUUUCAUAAAGCUGGGCGUCGGUGUUCCCUUUAACUUCAUUUAUGGAUUAUAAAGAGAGGUUUGGACAAGCCAAGAUUUGCACUAGUCGUUCUCCAACACUACACAAGUGUACACCAUCCAUCUGUUGGUUUUAUGCUUCUCGACCUUGAGCAGAGAUUUCAUCUGAGAAAUGCUGCACUUGUUUAUCUAUAGCAAUAAUUACGGUAGUCAAAUCGAUCUGCAGUGAAUCUAUCGCUGUCAUUGACGGGUUUCGGUAUAUGCUAAAGAAUCUUGCUGGGAUUUGUAUCCACACAACAGUUUUGACCUCAAAUUGUCUAAAUAUGACAAGAUUACUGUAAGGCUGCACAAAAUCCAGACUGGACUGGUUCUCCUCUGCUCGGCCAAUUAACAAUCUGUGCAAAAAAGUGGAAUUUUACAUGAUUCUUCUAGCAAGAAAAGAGCACCGCCUUACCGCUAUGAAGCUUUUUUGAACCGUGAAUCUUGUGAGAUCUACUGUGAUUUAAUCCAUUUUGAUAUGCACAUCUAUGUAUUUUUAUAGCCUUUGCACAGCACCAAGGCCAUUAUCUAAAAAGGCAAAGAGCAAUAACCCAUAACAAGCGCUCAUAUUUCUUCAUUCCUAAUCAGACGGCAAUAAUGUUCUAUGUGAUGGAUUAAACUGUUUGCUCGUCAUUGUUGCUUUAUGCACUGCUUAUGUCUUCAACCGUAGCAGAUUGGCAGGUCAAAUGCAUUAUGGAUGUUCAUUUUUCAAACCAAUGUCAGUGAGAACUGUGAUAAUUUACUAGUUUAUAUUUAGGAACGGAUUUCCUUUUUUUAGUUGCCUUCUUUGGGACAUGGUUUCUCGAGUGACCUCUUGUCUGAAAAUCUACAAAGCUGAUUUAACUUUUUUUUAAAUUGGCCUUGCCCAAAUGCGUGUAUGUAAUCAUUUUCAGAAGUGUCUGCUUUUAUGAAAUUUUUAUUUACCUCACUCUUACCUGCAUUAAAACCCCUUAACACUAUUUACAGUUUAGCAUAUGAUAAUGCUAGAUUCAAUCUCUAGGGUACAUGCAGGGCUGCUGAUAGGGAGGUAGAGCCCACCCUCCUGUACCUGACCCGGGCCUCAUCCGUUCAGCAGGGGGCCCAAGGGCAAAAAGGGUACAUUUUAAAUACCUUUGGAGCGAAAGCACAGUAAACCCAUGGACCGUGGCUCCCAGCAAUAAAAGUUCCCUGGGCACCAUAAGUUCAGCAGCAGGAGCGGGGACAGAGAGGGAAUUGUUCAUUCAUUUUUGGGAGAAGGCAGAGUAAUCCUCCACGCCGCAGCUUCCAAUAAAUUAAAAUUCCGGCUCCUUCUAUAUCAAUCCGCCAGGGUAGAGCAGGACCUUUAAUUUAAUUGUGAGGAGCUGUAGCAUUCAGUAUUGCUUUGUCUGAUCCCAAAAGUGGGCAACUAGUCCUCUCUCUAUUCUCGGCCCCUACUGCUAAAUUGGUUGGGCCUGGAGAGCAUUCGUUUUUUUUUUUUUUUUGCUGAGAGCCAUGGCUGCUGGGAUUACUGUGCAAGCACAAUAAGGUAUGGCAGGGGCUGUUAGGUGGGAAGGAGGGGGAGCCCUGUCGGGUAGGCUGUAUGGAACCCCCAUGAUUUCUAGUGGUCACCCUGGGUAUAUGACAUACCUAACCGGCUCUGAAUGGGACAGAGUACUGACGUCAUGAAAAAUGGUGAUAAACAACGGUUUCAUAAACCCUGUAAAGGGUAGGUAAGUGUAAUUGCUGCAAGGGACAGAAAUACAGAUUUUUUUUUGGAGGGAUAUUUUGAGAA